Amphiprion ocellaris (clown anemonefish) is the source of this 8601-nucleotide messenger RNA. It is a transcript of the gene zbtb4, whose product is annotated as zinc finger and BTB domain containing 4. The transcript is spliced from 2 exons. The record is from RefSeq and is a predicted model, not a curated record. Lineage: Eukaryota; Metazoa; Chordata; Actinopteri; Pomacentridae. Gene Ontology annotation, molecular function: RNA polymerase II cis-regulatory region sequence-specific DNA binding; DNA-binding transcription factor activity, RNA polymerase II-specific. Gene Ontology annotation, biological process: regulation of DNA-templated transcription. The coding region runs from base 38 to 5509 and encodes 1823 amino acids.
GGAAAAGGUUUCUAUUUUACUAUUUCGGGGGCUGGUCAUGGUGUCCAGUGAGAAGGUGUGGGACCCCUUCCAUGCGGGCCUUAUUAAGCCUCGUCUAAGUGAACAACACCUGGCUCCUGGGCUACCUCCUCUCUUCAACCCCACACACAGUGCAGCUAAGGACAACACAUUCUACAGAAGUCAGCGGUUGUCAUCCUUGUCUUCCCUGCCACCGUCGUUAGUGGCCCUUCAUCCACUUCGAGCCUCUUCACCAUUACAUCCACGUGUCAAUUUGUACAACUCAAGCAAGAUUGAAGGACAACACAGACCUGUCCACCGUCUUGGUGUGGUCUCUCACGCCAAAGAAAAGGAGGAGGAAGGAGAAGUUGAGCAGUUGGAGAUGAAGGGUAAAAGACUAGGAGGCCGUGCAGAGGCCACAAUGGAGGACAGGCUGGAGGAUAUGGGUGAUGGACCUAAAAAUGCAAAAAUCACCCUUAGCUUUCCAUUAAGUGCAGCCCCCCUCCCAACCUCUCUGACAUCACCUAACCACUGUCAUAGCUCCGCUUCAUCCUCCCCUUCCCCCCACCGACGGCGACAAUCCUCCAAGAAUUCAGACAAGGGUUCGCUUUGGAAACUGGAUGCCACUAUGGAUGUAAAGCAUAGACCUUUUAAGCCCCCCAGACAUGACAGCUCUCCGUCCUCUUCACCUUCCUCCUCCUCAUCUCCUAUGACUGCUCAUGCACUUAUUAGGAAGGAUAUAAAAUCCCCACCUCCACUGAAGUGCUCCAAACUCAAUUCAGAGACUCAGUUUCACAGGUCUCCCCCGAGAUCCUCUAGUGGGUCUUUGGGGGGCUGUUAUGGUGGAGAUGGAUGGGAUGAGAGGCAUAGGGUGGCCAAUGGUACAGCCUCACCCUCUCAGACUGCCCAGAUCCUCUUCAGUCUGGGUGCAUCAGCCUAUCAGAGAGGUGGGGAUGCAGAGAGGAGGGAGAAAAUAACAGGAAGACCAGCUGGGAAAGCGGGAAGCCCUCAUGGACCAAGUCUUCACCCACCCACCCUUCAUCUUCCUCCCCCCUUACCACCACCACCUCCUCCCCCUUCUGAGGGCCUUACUGCACCCCCUCACUCAUCAUCCUAUUCCCCUACUGACAACCUGAAGCCCGAGCUGAUUUGCGGGGUGUGCCAUCGGCUUUUUAGCUCAGCUUCCUCUCUGACAGUCCACAUGCGGCUGCAUCGUGGCAGCCGUGCCCUCAGUUGCCGAUAUUGUGGCAAAGUUUUCAUCCACAGCAAGAGACUGCAAUCCCACGAGGCCUCCUGCAGGGUGCCAGGGCUGCCCUCUAACAGCCUGCGCCCUCCUUCUCUCACUGUGCAGCCAAAGGAGGAGCCACUGGAGGAGGGUGAAGUGAGGGUGGAGGGGGGAGUGAUUGUGGGAGAAACAGACAUCGGUAAGGCGCGGCCGGGGAAGAAAGCGCGGAGCCUCCUGGCGCGUAUCCAAGGUGAUGAUGCAGCAGGCGCAGAGCUACUGGCGGGUGAUGAGAACCAUUUUGUGAAGGUGGUAGAUGGCAAUGUCAUUUACUUCUGCUCUGUGUGUGAGCGCUCCUACAUGACUCUAUCCAGCCUGAAGCGUCACUCUAAUGUGCACUCAUGGCGCCGCAAAUAUCCAUGUCAUUAUUGCGACAAGGUCUUUGCCCUGGCUGAGUACCGUACAAAGCAUGAGGUGUGGCACACAGGAGAGCGACGAUACCAGUGCAUCUUUUGUUGGGAUGCCUUUGCCACCUACUACAAUCUCAAAACACACCAGAAGACCAUUCAUGGGAUUAACCCCAGUCUCAUCUCCAGUGAAAAGACAGCUAAUGGAGGAUAUAAGCAGAAAGCUAAUGCCCUCAAGCUCUACCGCCUUCUCCCCAUGCGCUCCCAGAAGAGACCCUACAAGACCUACAGUGACAGUUUGAAUAAUGGCCUGUUGUUGCCACCAACUGAAACAUCUCCCCUCUCCCUGCCUGGCCUGGGCUGUGGUCUGGGCCCUGAGGACCUGCAAAGCCUCAUUGGUGGGGCCCACCCUCAGAGUGUAAAGCCUGACCCAGAUGCCUUCCCUGAUGGCUUUCCUGUUUCUGUGACUGCUGAGCACACGGAGCUCUCUGCACUAACACCCCUCCCCCAGACUGAUGCGCCCCAAGUUAGAAAACAUGAGAGUGAGGCCCUAGAGUCAGAGCAGGGCAGAGGCAGUGGGAGCUUCAAAAUGUCUAAUGGCAGCAAAACCAAAACUCUCAAGACAAGUAGAAACACAGAAACAAGCAUGCCUUCUGUGAUAACAUAUGGCCAUACAAAACCCUCCGUCAUAGUUCAUGGAACAGCAAUGUCAUCCUCUGUCAUUGUGCAUAGCAACCAGGUUACCCCCGGUGAUAAAAGCCCAGUAAACAGCCCACUCCCUGAAACCAGUAACAGUCAGACUUCUCUGAAAGGCAGCCCUAGAUCUAUCAAAAAGCAGAGGGAUAGUAUAGAUAAUCACAGAAAAAGGUCACGAGACAGUUCAGAUGCCACUGAGGAGGGCUCAAGAAGCAGACAGGAUGCAGAGACAGGCAGAUUAUUUCACAAAUCACGCAAGUCACACAGCAAGAAUGACAUCUCAAACUCAAAGCAGCUCUCAGGAUCUGUAGGGGCACAGGUCAAAGAGGCAGGGCCACUGUGCCAGAUUACUGUACGUAUUGGUGAGGAGGCCAUAGUGAAGCGCAGCAUCUCUGAGACAGACCUUAGAAGAGACAAAAGCCUCUCUCCUCCAAAAACCAAGCGUAGUGAAACAUCAUCUGUGCGGGACAUGAAGGAACCACGCCACUCCCACCACCAUCACCAUAAACACCGCCUCCAAAGUAGAGUCAGCCUGGAAGCAGAGGAGGAUAAGGAAGGAGGAACCUGUCAGGAGGUCAGAAGAAAGAGCUCUAAAUCCCCCGAUGAAGUCAGAGAAUACUACUUCCGUCGGGAGGUGCGUGAGCAGGAGAGUGACCACGACAUGGAGGAUAAUCUAUGGCGACCUUACUACUCCUACAAGCCUAAGAGAAAAACACAAGCACAUCUACAGAGGGUAAAGAGCUGGCAGAGGAAACUGAAAUACAAGCGUUCCAUCCGGCUGAAGAGGAGGGCAGAGAGACUGAAGAAUCUGGUGAAUAAAGAGACAGAGAAGUCACAAGAUGAAGAUGAGGAUAGGACAACUGAGGAGACUGAACAAAUGUCAAAAGCUAUCAGAGACGAGGGAGAAAUGAAAAAGAAAGAUUAUCACUCUGCCCCUUUAAAGGAGAAAAAUAAAGAUGCAGAACAACAGGUUAAGGAGGCCCACCCUGAGGUUUCCUCCCCUCCUCUUAACUCUCCAAAGUCUCCUCUGUCUACCUCAGUGGCUCCUACAGGAAUAAAGAGGCGGCCUUGGACUAAUGGGAAUGCGGCAGAGUGUGGUACUUGUGGCCGCUGGUUCUCAAGCCCCAGGAAGCGAGACAAACACGAGCUGAGCCAUCUGCUGGAGUUUGUAUGCCUCCUCUGUCGAGCCACUUUUCCCUCAAGGGAUAAGUUGGAAGACCACCAGAGAGCCCAGCAUCCCAAGCCUACAGAGCCACCUGCUGUGCCCUCUAAAGUUGCUGAGCAAGUUGAAGGGAUUAAAUCUGUGUCAGAGAUUGCAAAGUAUGAUGAAGACAAGCAGGCAGGUUUAGGAGGGAGUAAUUGUAGUCCAACUCGCUUAAGCAGAAGAGCAUUAUCACGACACACCUGCCCACAGUGUCAUAAGGUGUGCAAGACAUCAUCAGCACUAACUCGCCACAUUCGACGCCAUGAGUUAAGCAGUUCUCCAGAGAGAGAAAAGGAAGAUAAAGACUCAGAGCCAAAAACUUUAGAGACAGUUGUUAACACUCUUAGCACAGACCUAGAAACUGAAAAAAGACAGGUUCCCAGUGCUCUCUCUGUUUCAGUUAUUAGCUAUUCAACGCCAGAGCCACCCAGUAGUGGUGAGUGUUUGGCAUCACAGCAGCAUGAAGACCAUCUCAGUGAACUCACAGAUGAACAUCAAAUGUCUGAAUCCAAUCACAAAGCUGAACUGAAAGAGCACACACUUUCUGCUCCAGACAGAGAGAACAGACCACACAUUGCAGACCCUCCAUUAGAAAGCCCAAUUAACCUUACCCCCAAUAAACAUGAAUUCACUCCUGCCACACCAUCUACUCUCCAGAGUGUGCUUGUCAUGAAUGGACCUGAAUGUCUUGACUACCGUACCCUCAGCAAAAAGAACCUAGACGGCCAAAUCCACAGAAUACCCAGUCCUCUGCAUAUUGUGGCAUCCACCAACAGCUCUCCAAAUGUGUCCAUGACAUCACAGACCAGAAUAACCACUGCUGCUCCUCUUGUUUCCAUGACAACAACUCCCAGCUCUGAGGGGGGACUUAUGAAACGGGAUGGGGUCAUUAUGGACAGAGAGAGGCAAGGUGGGACUGGCAGAUUUCUGCAUGCAGGUUACAGGGAACCACCUCUGGUCCAAGAUCUUAGAGUCCAGUCCAUGUCCAGAAGUCCCUCUCCGAAUGAAGCACAAGACCUGACCAUGUCGUCUAUACUAGCCAGAGAGAGGGAAAUAGAGAGGCAGCGAGAGAAAGACAGGGAGCUGGAGAGACAGAGAGAACAGGGGAGGGAUAAAGAAAUUGAGAAAGAAAGAGAGAAAGAGAUAGAGAGGGCACAGCAAAUCAGUAGAGUUACUCAUGCCCCAGAGGACCAGAUUGCACUCUUGGUUCCUAAAGAGGAGCCCUUGAGCCCUGUACCAUCUCCCCAACAUAUUCCCACUCAAACCACUAUGAAUGGACCCUCUUCACACAGGCACACUCCCAAGUCCCCCUGCCGGUCCCCCUCAACUAUUGGACUGUUAACUCAAGCCAACCGCCAGGUUCAUUCCAGUCCACAAGGACUAGAAAGGCUCACACUGCCCACUGGAGCAGCUGGUGCCGGUGACCGCCCCUCUGCCCAUGCUCUGCUUCUGCCCCGAGCCCCCCAGCCACCUGAGCCAGAGCACCAUGACAAUGUUUCUUCCAGAGAUUCCCAGCCAGGGGAUGCCACUCCAGUGGGCUACUCUUCCCAGGAUUACCCUCUACCCCUCAUUGUGCCGGACACCUACCGCUCCGCUAAAAAGCAGGAGGAAAACCUGCUCAUGUCCUCCUAUCCACCUGGAGCUCUUCCCUUUGGCCCACUGGGAAAAGUGAUGGUCCCUAAUGGCGGGGACCUGGCCAAGCUGCCGUUCUAUUCAGAUCCUUACCAGCUGUUCUAUGGGCCCCAGCUCCUGGCCUACCCCUAUAACUUGGCAGCACUUCCUGUGGCUCUGAAUAUGAUGGCACCUGGAGGAGACAAGGUGGAGCCUCUACCGUUCCUCCCUGCCAUCUUCAACUACGCAGCUACUGCUGGGCCCUACAUGGGUGCAGCCCCUCACCCCCUUGUGGCAAAUCCCGGCCUUUACAGCAGCAGCAGCGGCAGCAGCAGCAAAAAGCAACGAGACAGCAGCAGCAGCAAACCGUAGAACGCAGAACACUACAAGGAAUAUAUUUCAAAGGGGACAGCCUCAUCUGUUUAGGCUGGGAGUGGGAGGGGUGCGUGAUUACUGGGUCACUGAGUACUCUCGCACAGUACACCUGCCUCUCUUUUAUUCAAUACAGAUCAGAGCUAGGCAUUAAAGGAGUAGGUGUGAAGGGAGGAGAAGGAGUAAAGAAACAGGGAGGAGAGGCCAAUAAUAGAGUGACGUAUCAUCACUCCCUUAUCUUUACUCCUGCUCAGCUUUCUCCAUGUCUCUCCUGUCUGCCUGUAGUGUGUUGUAGUUCUAGAGCUUGAUUAAUCUUCCUCUUCGACUCAUUAUAUUAUCUAUAAUAUAAGAAUAAGAACUGCUAACAGGGUUUGUGUUAUGUGAAAAAUUAGUUCAGUCUACUUCCCUUUAUAGUCACCGCAUAACGAGGAUAAACGCUCUUCAGGGAAGGCAUGUGUGGGAAAGGAUAAGAGAUGAGACAGAGGAGUCCAUAUGUGACACAAUUGGAGGUGGAGCAGUAAGCAAUUCAAACCUUGUGUAUUUUUGUAUGAACGAGUUAAAACGCAGGAGAAUCCUGCCGUUAAACUGUCCAUGAAAGUUAUAUAUGAGCAUGUACAUGCACAUGUAUGUACGGAUUUGUGCAUGCAGAGUUGGGCUUAAGCAGGUAUUACUGCAUAUGUGUGAAAGUGUGUGUGUGUGUAUAUGUGUGUGUGUGUGUGUGCACGGUAGUGAUGGAAUAUGAAUGACUAGAUCAUUCCGUGUGUUUGGGACGCACACAGCAUUCCUACUCUAGUUGGAAUCGCUACUGUAGGUCAAUGUGUAGAAGUGCAUUUAGAAGUGAUUCAUCAUAUCCAAAUCAUUAAGAAGUUAAGCUAUGGAUGGAUGUGAGUGUAUGACAAUGACAGAUCAUCUGAGCUUCUAAAGUCUCAACAAGCCUUGUGAAUUUGUGGCCAGAUGACGCUGUAGGAUCUGUAACCUGUAUAGCAUUCACCAUAGUUUAUACCUUAUGUGCACAAAAUAGAAAAGUAGUGGUCACUUAAAGGGGACACUUGUAGCUGCUUCAGAAAUGUAGCUGGCCACUGGGUAAGAAUUCAAGGCUGGUAGACCAUUGCACUUCCGUUUCUCAUCUCAAUUCCUUCACAUAAAAAAAAGGAAAAGAAUAAAAACCAGUCAGCCUUCAUCUUGUGUAGCUUUUUCCUCUUUGAGUGGAAGAUGAAAAGGCUCUAUUUCCUAAGCCAAGAAGAAGAAAGCAACAGCAAAGAAGGAAAAAGAAAAAUGGAUUCAGGGUAUUGUGUUAUUUCUGGAUAGAAAAAAGAAAUAUAUGGGCACAAAACUGUUGGACUUUGAAUCAGAGGGCCCCAUAGAAAUGACGCUGGGGCCUAAAAAUGUUGUCCUACUCCACAACUGAGGGGAAAUUGGAAAAAGUGUGAACUAUAACCCUUCCUGUCCUGUGUCAUUUUACCAAGAGAUAGGAGAAGGCUGAGCUUAGCAGCCAAAGUGGUGGCCGAAACUCUCCAGAUGCCCUCCUGGGGCUUUUUUGUUAUGUGUAAUGUUAUCUCUAUAUGUUUGUUCUGUUACACUAUGUUGUUGUUUAUGUUGUUUAGCCCUCUUACCAGAUGGAAGUGGCUUCAGUGAAAAGAGGGAGUAAACUUAAAAAUAUGAAUGUAAAUUUAGUCAUGAGGUUAAUGAAGUACAGCUGCAUUAAUGAUAUAGUUGGUUUCAGUUCCUUUUUUUUCUGUUUUGACACAAAUAACCUGUUUAAGAACCGUAUAACGUCUGGUAUGCAUAUAUACAGUAGUCCUAGGACCACGUCAGUAAACUUGGGUUCUGUAUCCACAAAAGCAUGAGCAACACUUGCUUCCUAACCGUUUAUAUCCUCAGCAAAUCUGGCAUUGUGCACACAGCUUUUGUUUGUUUGUUCCUUUUUUGUUUUCUGGCCUUUUAAUCUCCCAUGUCUCUGUUAAUACUUUUUUUGAUUAUUGUACACAGUUUGGAAAAAUUCCACGACAUUUGCUGCCACAUUUACAUCUCACAGUCACUAUCUUGGAGCUGUUUAAUUCUCCCUCUCCCCUCAAGCAUACACUCGCUCAGUGCAGCUCUUCCGUAUGAGAUGCAUACUUUUCAUUGUGCGUGCAUGUGUGUGAUGGUACUGGGGCGCCUUUUGGUUUAGGCAGGAGUGUUAAAACACAGUGUGACCGACUGCAGGGGUGCACAGGCAUCACCUCGGGUGUGGUUACAAGCCUUUUGCGUGUUUGGUGUUUUGUGUAUGAGAGUGAGUGACUGUGUGAAUAAGAAAACCAAAAUAAAUCUGCCUAAGCAGCAUAUCCCUUGGCAGUAUAUGGGCCACCUGUUCUUAUGUUUUUUUUAUUUCUGACACUUUUUCUGUGGGUUAGUUUCAAUGUAAAAAAGCCUUGCUGUCUCCAAUACACUAUCUCAAGCCAUUCCUGUAGAUGGACAUGUUUGUGUUUUUGGACCAUUUCUUAUGCCAUAGUUUGCCAUCAUGGUUAUCAUACAAACCAAAAGCAUGCAAAUCGACGUAUUGUAGUGACUGGACUGGAAUCUGGUGGUAAUAUACAACUAUUUACUGUAUGUUUUAGUUUAAAUGAAUGUGCCUCUGCUUUGAUAUUUAAAUAAUUAUCUAUAGUAAGAUGUGGAUCUGCCAGAUUUCAACUGUUAAGGUGCCUUGUUAUGGCAUAAGAAAUUUAAAUAGUAAACAUUUUCUUGAGAAGCGACAUUAUGAUUUGGAGAUAGAUUUCAUGGCUUUGUUUGCUAUGAAGCUGUUCAUAGAUGUAGGAGUGUGGCUAAACUGUUUUGGUAUCGUGUACAUGUCUAGGGUAAUACUGUGCCAUAUAGAGCCCACAAAAUAUGUUAAUGUUAUUUUUAAAAGAUGUUUUAAUGUUGCCUGAUGACUUUGUCUUUAGAUUUGAUACAAAGGCUUGUAGCCACAGCUCUCCCAAAGUCUGUAGUCUCCUUUUCCGACAUCCUUCUUGUCUCUCUCUCUCUCCCUCUCUCCCCUUGUUUCUGUCUCCCUUUCUUUCUCUUUGCUGCAAUCAAACAAAAUAAAGUAUUAACCUGAUGACCCAAUGAAAUCA